Molecule: messenger RNA, 1281 nt
Organism: Orbicella faveolata
Lineage: Eukaryota; Metazoa; Cnidaria; Anthozoa; Scleractinia; Merulinidae
Product: potassium channel subfamily K member 15-like
Biological process (GO): potassium ion transmembrane transport; stabilization of membrane potential
Cellular component (GO): plasma membrane
Molecular function (GO): outward rectifier potassium channel activity; potassium ion leak channel activity
Source: RefSeq, a predicted model, not a curated record
AAACGAGGUCGAAAGCGGGAGAAAUCAACAUUGAAAUCGGAAAACGAAGUCGAGCACGAACUUUAGGCAAAUCUAAGGCGAAGUGGCAACCAUGCACAUUUUUCAUGGUUUUGAAGUCGGUCAGUUCGUAACUGAAUCCAAGAAUGAGACAUUUUCAUUACUGCACUGCUUUUACUUGUAAAUGCAAUUUGAAACAUCCUUUUUGUUUUUAGACCUUUCUCAACAUGAGUGGCUGUUGUUCACAAAGUGCCCGCCCGUUGUUGUGGAAGACCCUGUUUCGCGUGAUCGCGUUCUCCGUGCUCGCAGCAUCUGGAGGGUUAAUUUUCGCCGCAGUGGAACAUCCCAAUGCCGUAAAUAAUUUAAAGAGAAAGGAAGAACUUCUGGUCAGCCUGAGAGAAGACAUGGCAAAGAAAUACAACAUGUCCCAAGACGACUUUGAUAAUUUCAUUGAGAUCACUGACGAUGCAUUUAAUAUGGCUGGGCCCUCAUGGAGUUAUUUCCAAAGCGUGCGGUUUGCAUUCGAAACAUUGACGACUAUUGGAUACGGCAGGCUAGCUCCGUCCACAAGUCUUGGUCAAGCUCUGUGUGUCGUAUUUGCCGUACUGGGCAUUCCUGUAACCAUCCUGGCAUUUAAGUCAGUUGGUGAGUUAAUCAGCCGUGGAAUCAGCUCCUUCAUCACAAAGAUUGAAAGAAAAUACUUCAAACGAGAACCGGCUAACGUGGCGGCCAAGAGUACUGCAGUGACUUGCGUGCUUAUGUUAAUAAUGUUAGUACUGGGAACAACACUGCAAAUGUAUACCGAUGACGCUAAUGAUAUGACAUUCCUUGAAGGGUUUUAUUUUUGGUUUAUCAGUUUCUCAACGAUCGGGUAUGGCGAUUACGUACCAGGCUUCUCUAGAACCACAGCCUCUUCCCAAAAUGGUGAGCAUUCAAAAAAUGCAGCUCGGAAAACAGCCAAUAUAGCAUUUCACCUGACUUGGACCACGCUUGGUUUGUGUGUGGUUUCUAGUGCGCUUAAUGCUCUGGCCGAGUUCAUGGAGAAAAGAUCAGCAGCUAAACGGCUUCGGAGAAAAUGCUGUUCAUGUUUUAAGGACGAUUCUUAUCGAGUUAAAAACUGUAAUGGAAAAGAUAUUACGGCUGAAGAAGAAAAUUACCAUAGUGUGACGUACGUUUAAAUGUCACUGGUUCGCUACCAGACCUCUUCGUUUGACUGAAAAAUAAUCCCUUGAAAUAAAUAAAUUGUAAAAAUUGGAAUUUGGAAAUGUUGGUUUUUCAGGAGGG